Dentiscutata heterogama is the source of this 458-nucleotide messenger RNA. The record is from the annotation of a GenBank genome assembly. NCBI's taxonomy places the organism in Eukaryota, Fungi, Glomeromycota, Glomeromycetes, Diversisporales, Gigasporaceae.
CAAGAAGACUUGUAUGGAGAGUUAUUAGAAGACGAUGAUAGUCAUCCAAUAAAGCGAACUAGAAGAGAUAACGAUCUAAAUUAUGAUCAUGCGGAUAUUAGUUCAGGUGUACAGGAAGAAAAAGACGGAGAUGAUGAUUUGUUCGCGGAUUUCGGGGAAGGUGAAAAGGGAUAUGAAGUAAAAUUGGAACCAUCCGAAGAAGAUCAAUUAGCUGCUGCGCAUAAUAGUUCCCAUGAAGGUCACAACAAUAAUGUACAACGAGCAUCUUCAAAUAGCAGUGUUCAACAAAUGCAAGAACGCAGGACAGCUGCAAAUGCUACAAAUGCUUUAUAUAUUGGUGAAUUAAAUUGGUGGACCACUGACGAAGAUCUUCGUAAUGUUGCCCGCGAGGUUGGAGUCGGAAAUGAAGUGACUGAAGUCACUUUUUAUGAACAUAAAGUAAACGGAAAAUCUAGAGG